GAAGAUUUCGAUGUUUGCUGGUUCGAUAUUUGGUGAUUGCAUUAGGCUUGCCGGUGAUUGUAGAACGCAUACCAAGAAGGAACUCGUACCACCUGCUCCGCUAAUUUGACUGCACUGAGCGUGUUUUAAACUGCAAAGCAUUCAGCAAAUGCCAACUUUCCCUCGCAUGUAUCCUAUCCUGUCCUGCGUCUACGAAGAAGAGCAAACCAAGCUCUUGAGUGCGGUAGGGUUGAAGUUGAGAGGCAGAUCAUUGAAUACGAUUUGCAGAAGAGACAAUCGACAGCCGAGGAAAUAGCAAUGGCACCUUGGUCUCAAAUAGUCGGGCCGUUCUCCUUCCAUUUUGCCGUAAACUGUUGCAAGACUAUGGUGGGCGCAGGUCUUGUUGGCUAUGGUGUCGCCUUGGCUGCUACGCCUGUUGACGAGCUCAGUGAGGUGGGCGAUGAAGACGAAAAAGAAACCACUCAUACUCCGGAUGAUUCUGGAAGAAUGGCACAGAAAACAGAAGUUGGCGGCAGUGGUAGCAAUGGUAACUAUCCAUCUACAAUACUGGUUCGAAAAUACGUGAAGAUCGCAGUGACGAUUGGAUUCGGGCUGUUCCUGUCCCUGCCGUCAUUAAUGUCUCAGAUUGUAUGGGAAACUAUGAUUCCCGGAAUCACCGCUACCGACAUCGUAUACGACGUAAGCACUGAAAAUGUAAGGGGCAUGAUUCCAAAGUGGAGCGAGAUAAUUAAAAAACCGACGCUACCUGGUCUCGGUGGCUUGAUUGGAGGAAAAGAAGGACGAGGGGGACAACAAAUGAAAACAAUAACUACGAUUGAUUCAUCGAGAAACGAGGGCUCUUUAUAACAUUUUACAAUAAUUCCUGUCGAAAGAUCGAUAUGGUCCUUCGCUGUUGGGAUAAUAUAAUUCAGACAAAAAUAAUAUAUAUAUAUAUAUAUAUAUAUAUUGAUGAUUGAAUCACUGAAAAACUACAUAUCUCUUAUGUUAUUGAUAAAAAUGCAUAGUGCUACAUUUGCGUGUCGACUGAACAAUGCAUUUAAAGCUGCAUGCCCAAUCCAACUUCAUCAAAGCUCUUCGUCGUCGAUCGGAGUAAUCACGUGGACUUGCUGAAUCCCGGCUUGUCGCUCGAUUGUGUGAUCGCUGUAUACAUUGUUUUCUUUGUCUUUGAAUCGGAACACGUGACCAUGGUAUGAAUUGAGAAACAAGGAUCUUCCAGAUUCCACGGAUCCGACGGGCACUUCCUCGAUUCCAUCGUUGCCGAUCCAAUAGACGUCGACCGUGCCAGAGGCGGUGUCGCCGUCGCUCGUGAACGUAAUCGACACUUCGUUGCUUGAUUUGGCCUUCGGGACUCUGCCGUCGAGUGCGUCGAUUCGAUCGAGCUCUUCGUCGGUCAACGAAAACCGGAAACUGUUGCGGAGAUUACCCUCUUGGCGACCCGGAUUGGUGGACGCUGGCAAAACGGAGAUCCCGUGGCGGGUAGUUGCCCAAUUCACUACGACCUGACCAACAUCAGCGCCAACAUCACCGUGGGCCUCAGCAAUUUCUUGGAGCACGGGGUGGUUCAUGACAGGAUUUUUUGAAUGCCCCUUGUGGUGGUGCCAUUGAGUCCCCAGGCUCGAAUACGCUUGGUACAAUAUGCCAUGGCUCUGUAUUCUGUCUCUCAUGCGUUUGUCUUGGUGAAAGGGGUCCAUCCAGUUCUGUAUAAUGUGAGGCUUGAUUCUUUGGGAGAGAAGCUCAUCCAGCAAGUCAUCGGAAACAUCGCAGAUUCCAAUCGAAUGAGCGAUGAUUCCAUCAUCGUAUAACUCUUCAAGAGCCUUCCAUGAUUCUUGCCAAGUUCCUUCUGGUUCUUUCGUGCAUGCACCUGUCCAGCAGUGUGGUUUGUGAAUCAAGACAGAAUCAAUUGUUCGCACCUGGAGUCUUUCUAAUGAUUGAUACACUGCUCUCUUCGUUGCUUCGUAUCCAAGAUCUUCCGGGUGGACCUUCGUUUGUAUGAAUAUUUCUUCGUCAAUGUUAUCAUCCAUAAAUUUCUUGGCUGCCGUACCGACUUCGUCUUCGUGGUAACCCCAAUUGUAGCUCUGAGCCGUGUCUAGAAACCGGUAACCUAUCGAUAGGGCCCUCGAGACAUGCUCUCGGCGUACUCCACUAGCACAGCCCAAACCCACCAAUGGUAUUUUUUUUCCAUUGUGCAAAGCUCCUGUAGGAACGUCCAUCGUAUCGUGGCUGUCCGCAUCGGUUGCUCUUUGCGAAGACGAAGACACUUUCGCUGUUGCCACCAAACACAAGAGAAAGAGGCAGGCGAAACUGUUACAAGUGACUGUCAUUGUGAUAUAGUGCCGUUUCUUUGCAAAUCACUUAUCGCUUGAAUACUUUCAAAACCUUAACCGUUCUUGGAGCAGUUCAAUUCAAUACAGUGAGCAGUUGGGCUUGAGCCUUGAAUAUUCGAUACGUCCUUUCUGGAGUCUAUGACAACGAUUUUCCUAAUGGGAAGAUCUCGGGAAUGAAAGAAGCACCUGUCCCUUCAUGUCGAAGAUUCAUUCAUGAUUUUUUCUUCAAAACUUUUUGUUAAAUAUAUCCUAUCUACCCUAUGUACUAUAAGUAAAUAUAGUAAGUAUGU
Pseudo-nitzschia multistriata is the source of this 2614-nucleotide messenger RNA. The record is from the annotation of a GenBank genome assembly. Lineage: Eukaryota; Bacillariophyta; Bacillariophyceae; Bacillariales; Bacillariaceae.